UACGUUCGUUCACAUGGUUCUCCGCGGGCGACUCGGUGGGAUUUUACAUCGAGCACGUUUUUUGUUUUUGUGUUUUUCUAUGGAUUGGAGAUAUUUUAAAUUGUUAACGUAGACUUAUUUCGCACGAGGAUUACGGGAGCGACGUUCAUUUUAAUUUAAGUCGUCCCGAUCGCUUAAUUGGCCUUUCUUUUUUCUUUACUCGGGUCGAGUCGAUUAAGCCUAAGUCGUAUUAAAGGUGCCAACGUGGUCGCUCUCGCUCGUUUACGUCGAUUUCGUUUCGAAGAAUAAUUCGGUUCUAUCGUCAUGUCGUCGGGAUACAAUUUAGAAGAAUCGAACGCCGACAGAAAUGUGGAAAUCUGGAAAAUUAAAAAGUUAAUCAAAAGUCUAGAAGCUGCCAGAGGGAAUGGCACAAGCAUGAUUUCCCUCAUUAUUCCUCCUAAAGAUCAAAUAUCAAGAGUAUCGAAAAUGCUUGCGGAUGAAUUCGGUACAGCUUCAAAUAUAAAAAGUAGAGUAAAUAGAUUAUCUGUAUUAGGAGCUAUAACGUCUGUCCAGCAUAGGUUGAAAUUAUAUACUAAAGUGCCACCAAAUGGACUUGUAAUAUAUUGUGGAACUAUUGUUACAGAAGAAGGAAAAGAGAAGAAAGUGAAUAUUGAUUUUGAGCCAUUCAAACCAAUCAAUACUUCUUUGUAUUUAUGUGACAAUAAAUUUCAUACAGAGGCUUUAUCAGCUCUUUUGGCAGAUGAUAAUAAAUUUGGGUUUAUUGUAAUGGAUGGUAGUGGUGCUUUAUUUGGCACUCUUCAAGGUAAUACAAGAGAAGUUUUACAUAAGUUUACAGUUGAUCUACCUAAAAAGCAUGGACGUGGCGGUCAGUCUGCUUUGAGAUUUGCAAGGUUAAGGAUGGAAAAGAGGCAUAAUUACGUACGUAAAGUGGCAGAAGUUGCGACGCAGUUAUUUAUUACUAACGACAAACCAAACAUAGCCGGAUUGAUUCUAGCGGGUUCUGCCGAUUUUAAAACAGAAUUAAGUCAGUCGGAUAUGUUCGAUCCAAGGUUACAAAUUAAAGUUUUAAAGUUAGUAGACGUUUCGUACGGUGGAGAAAAUGGUUUUAAUCAAGCCAUUGAAUUAUCUGCAGAAAUUCUUUCUAGUGUUAAAUUUAUUCAGGAAAAAAAACUUAUCGGGCGUUAUUUUGACGAAAUAUCGCAAGAUACUGGGAAGUAUUGUUUUGGUGUAGACGAUACGUUAAGAGCUUUAGAAAUGGGCUCGGUGGAAAUUCUUAUAGCUUGGGAAAAUCUAGACAUAGUUCGUUAUGUAUUAAAAAAUCAUACUACGGACGAGGAAAAGAUAAUACAUCUUACGCCGGAACAAGAAAAAGACAAAACGCAUUUUACGGAUAAAGAAACCGGUGUAGAAUUGGAAUUAAUAGACUCCAUGCCACUAUUGGAAUGGUUAGCAAACAAUUAUAAGAAUUUCGGAGCGACUUUGGAAAUUAUCACGGACAGAUCGCAAGAAGGCUCUCAGUACGUCAAAGGUUUCGGAGGAAUCGGAGGAAUACUGAGAUACAGAGUGGACUUUCAGACGCUGGAAGCUCUGGACGGCGUGGACGACUUCGACCUGGACGAUUUGUAACUCCAUUUUUGUACGGCGGACGACAAAAUUCGGCCCGGCAACGGAGACCACCCGACCUACUCGGAGCGCCCGCCCGGGCCUCUGCUCUUUUAUAAGAAGGACCCGGCCGCGCGGGCCGGCUCGAUAAUAAAAUGGUGCAAUCGUUUCGUUUAA
Messenger RNA from Centruroides sculpturatus (bark scorpion), 1779 nucleotides. Its product is annotated as eukaryotic peptide chain release factor subunit 1-like. Gene Ontology annotation, biological process: cytoplasmic translational termination. Bases 304 to 1626 code for a protein of 440 amino acids. Gene Ontology annotation, molecular function: translation release factor activity, codon specific; sequence-specific mRNA binding. NCBI's taxonomy places the organism in Eukaryota, Metazoa, Arthropoda, Arachnida, Scorpiones, Buthidae. The transcript is spliced from 11 exons. Gene Ontology annotation, cellular component: cytosol; translation release factor complex. The record is from RefSeq and is a predicted model, not a curated record.